GUGCUCCAAGUUAGAAAAAAGUUUUUACGAGGUACCAGCACUUUUCUUUCAUUAGGGUAAAGGAGUGAGGAAAGUACCAAACAGCAGCAGACUUUUAAACUUUAAAUAUAAGCAGGUCUGAGUGACUGAACUUGCUUAUUCAUUUUACUUCACCCUCUAAGGAGUUCAAUCAGUUGGAGUGCCUACUUCUUUUAAGAGGAAGAACGGCGCCCAGAAAUCAUGGGUGACUGGAGUGCCUUAGGUAAACUCCUUGACAAGGUUCAAGCCUAUUCCACUGCUGGAGGGAAGGUGUGGCUGUCAGUGCUUUUCAUUUUCCGAAUCCUGCUACUGGGAACAGCGGUGGAGUCAGCCUGGGGCGAUGAGCAGUCUGCCUUUCGCUGUAACACUCAGCAGCCUGGCUGUGAGAACGUGUGCUACGACAAGUCCUUCCCCAUCUCCCACGUGCGUUUCUGGGUCCUGCAGAUCAUCUUCGUGUCUGUCCCCACACUCUUGUACCUUGCUCAUGUGUUCUACGUGAUGAGGAAGGAAGAGAAGCUGAACAAGAGAGAGGAGGAACUCAGAGUUGCCCAAAAUACCGAAGGUGUGAAUGUGGACAUGCACCUGAAGCAGAUUGAAAUGAAGAAGUUCAAGUACGGUAUUGAAGAGCACGGCAAGGUGAAAAUGCGAGGGGGCUUGCUGCGAACCUACAUCAUCAGUAUCCUCUUCAAGUCUGUCUUCGAGGUGGCUUUCUUGCUGAUCCAGUGGUACAUCUAUGGAUUCAGCCUUAGUGCCGUUUAUACUUGCAAAAGAGAGCCUUGCCCACAUCAGGUGGACUGCUUCCUCUCUCGGCCCACGGAGAAAACCAUCUUCAUCAUCUUCAUGCUAGUAGUGUCCUUGGUGUCUCUGGCCCUGAACAUCAUCGAACUCUUCUAUGUCUUCUUCAAGGGUGUUCGGGAUCGUGUGAAGGGGAAGAGCGAUCCUUACCAUCCUACCAGCAACCUGCUGAGCCCCUCCAAAGACUGCGGAUCUCCAAAAUACACGUAUUUCAAUGGCUGCUCCUCACCAACUGCUCCCCUCUCGCCCAUGUCUCCUCCGGGGUACAAGCUGGUUACUGGAGACAGAAACAAUUCUGCGAGCCGCAAUUACAACAAACAAACAAGUGAGCAGAACUGGGCUAAUUACAGUGCCGAACAAAAUCGAAUGGGGCAGGCAGGAAGCACCAUCUCCAACUCCCACGCACAGCCUUUUGACUUCACUGAUGACAACCAGAAUUCCAAAAAACUGGCUGCUGGCUACGAACCGCAGCCACUAGCCCUUGUGGACCAGCGGCCUUCCAGCAGAGCCAGCAGUCGCGCCAGCAGCCGACCUCGGCCGGAUGACCUGGAGAUCUAGAUCAGGCGGCCGAGAAUCAAGAAUCCACUCAGUCGUGGAGAAGAAAAAGGUGCUGUAGAAAGUGCACCUUAGGUGUUCAUUUUGUUCCAGUGAAGUUGGUACUCAACAGCCUUCAUCAUGAGCCUUAGAAAACACAAACAUAUUAGGAUACCUGGGUUCAUUUGGGAUAGGCGGGUGGAGAGGGAGGGGAUCAGGGAGGUACAUGUUGGUAUUUACUGUAGUUGGUUCAAAGAACUUAAGUUCUAAAUAAAAGUUGUUGCAUUAGGUGAUACAUAGGUAAGGGCUUUUUCUCUUCCUACCCCCCUGGACUGAUGCCAUGGCCCUAAGAAUAUGUCUGCAUAUGUGAAAAGAGUGGGUGAUGUUUUGGCUAAACACUUUUUUUGUCUUACCAAGAAACUGAAAUGACUUUUUCCAAGGAAAAACACUUUUUGAAUAUCUUAUUUUUUUAAUCAGGAAAAAGAGGAUUGUUCUUAGGUCCCUGCUAAAACAUUCCAUUUUUAAAAUUUGCACUUGAAGGUGAGCUUUCUAGGCCUGACCCUCCAGGUGUCAGCAGACUUGCGCUAUUGUAUUUCUUGUUCUUGGUAUCAGUUAAAAGUCCAGACAAGGCCCGCGGGAAGAGGCUUUCCACGAGUUGGCAAAUCUCGGCCAUGUUACAUGUACAUUCUUUUUUACAUCCACUCACAUAAUAUUGACAUCACUUUUUCAUCAUUCCUCAACCAUUCACAUUCAUUUAAUGAUAUCCGUAAACAUUUUUAAAACAGUUGGGAUAUCACUUAAUAUUUUGGAGUUGAGUCAGGGAAAUAAGCCAUGUUCAAUAUUUAAUAAUCACUUGUAUGUGUAUGUGUGUGGAAGAGUGUGUUUUAUUUGUCAUGUAUUGGUACAAACAGAUACAGUAUAAACUCACAAACACCGAUUUGAAAAUAAUGUACCCACAGUGUUCAAAUUUGAAUCUUUCUCAUGGAUUUUGUGGUGUGGGCCAAUGAUGGUGUUUACAUUAUAUAAUUCCUGCUGUGCAAGCAAAGCACAUUUUUUCCUAAAAUGUUUUUUUCCCUGUGUAUCCUAUUAUGGAUACUGGUUUUGUUAAUUAUGAUUCUUUUCCCCUUUUUUUUUCUCUUUUUUUUAGAAUAUAGCAGUGAUGCUAUUGCUGAAAUGAAUGAUUUUCUUUUUCUGAAAUGUAAUCAUUGAUGCUUGAAUAAUAGAAUUUAGUACUGUAAACAGGCUUUAGUAAUUAAUUUGAAAGACUUAGAAAAAAUGCUUAGAGUCCACUAUUAAGUGUGUGUAAAUGAAUUUUGCAGUAACUGGUAUUCUUGGUUUUGUCCUACUUCGUGCACAUUAAUUCAGAGCAAAGGAGGUUCAGUAGUACACGUGUAACUAAUUUAUUUGAAAUUUAUCUUAAAGAAAUCUUCCAGUUUCUUCAAAUGACCUUUAAAAACUCAUCACAGAUGAUUAGGAAAAUGUACAGCAUUGUACCUUUCUUGCAUGUCAUCUACAUAUUAAAUAGUUUUGUACAAUGAGAUACUAAUUUGUUUGACAUUCCAUUUUAAACUACUGUCAUGUUCAACUUCAUUGCAUGUAACACAGACCUAGUCCAUUGGAUCAUGUGUUCUGGAGAGUGUUUCUUAUUCAAUAAAGUUUUAAUUUAGUGUAAA
Molecule: messenger RNA, 3020 nt
Organism: Artibeus jamaicensis (Jamaican fruit-eating bat)
Lineage: Eukaryota; Metazoa; Chordata; Mammalia; Chiroptera; Phyllostomidae
Gene: GJA1
Product: gap junction protein alpha 1
Exons: 2
Coding region: 220-1371 (383 amino acids)
Biological process (GO): cell-cell signaling; heart development
Cellular component (GO): connexin complex
Molecular function (GO): transmembrane transporter activity
Source: RefSeq, a predicted model, not a curated record